AUGUACGGGGGAGGCGGGGGUUAUGACGGAGCAAGUCAGUUUGGAGGUGGAGGAUUCCUCGGAAGCCAAAACGAUGGAGAUGCACGAUCACCUGCUCCAAAGAGUAUUGCAUCGAGGAAGGAAGGGCUCCGGGCUGUCACUCUUAAGCAGCUCAUCGAUGCAAACAAAGCAGAAAUCCACGACGAUGUGAACUCCUUUCACAACGUCACUUGUGUGGGGAAGAUCCUCAAUGUCCGGGAGAACAACAACAUUGUGGAAAUGACAAUAUUUGACGGCACUGGCACCUACACAGUGCACUACUACAGCAAUGACAUAGAUGAUUCGAUGGCACAGCGCAUUGCAGAGUGGCGGACUGGCGUGUAUGUGAGAGUGCAUGGCAAUGUCAGCGACUUUGAUGACAACUGGAGAAUCCUGGCCUACAACAUCAGAACAAUCACAGACUUCAACGAGGUGACGUACCACGGCCUGCAGGCCAUCUUCCAGCAUGCACACAUUGCCAAGGGCGCUCCUGGCAGUGGAGUUGCGCAGGCUCAAUCAGGGAUCGGCGGAGCGCCAGUGGCUCAGACCGGCGGUGCUGGAGGGACUGAGUUUGGUGGUGGCCCUGACGAGGUCGGCAAUGAUGGCCUGACCAAUAUCCAGCGCAAGGUUCUGUCUGUCUUUGAACAGCCGGCGCAUCUAGCAAGCAGCGAAGGCAUCACGGUUGAGCAGGUUUCAGCCCAGCUGCCAAACUUGACGCCCAAGCAAGUGCGCGACGCCGUGACAUUCCUGAUGGACAAUGCGAACAUCUACACGGUCUCUGAUGAGUACCACUACAAGUCCACCAAGUGUGACUGAGCAGGUUGUUCUUGUGCUGUAUCUAUGCUUGAACAGGGUAGAACCCCCCUCGAGAGCUGAAUAUUCUAGGAACUUGAACCAAAUAUUACAGGUGCAUGUGGGUGGGACGAUGAUGAUCCAUUGAACAACUGCUCCUCGAGAUUCCAUUGUGAUGCGCAUCUCAUGCUAUGCUAAGAAAUGAUUGCCGAGGUACAAUAAUCUAAUAGCAGUUCAUGUUGUCUAUAUCUGCUUC
Messenger RNA from Coccomyxa subellipsoidea C-169, 1066 nucleotides. RefSeq names its product replication protein A, subunit RPA32. Gene Ontology annotation, biological process: double-strand break repair via homologous recombination; DNA replication; nucleotide-excision repair. NCBI's taxonomy places the organism in Eukaryota, Viridiplantae, Chlorophyta, Trebouxiophyceae, Coccomyxaceae. Gene Ontology annotation, cellular component: chromosome, telomeric region; site of double-strand break; DNA replication factor A complex. The transcript is spliced from 9 exons. Bases 1 to 834 code for a protein of 277 amino acids. The record is from RefSeq and is a predicted model, not a curated record. Gene Ontology annotation, molecular function: DNA binding.